This is a messenger RNA of Prunus armeniaca (apricot), 1053 nucleotides long. The record is from the annotation of a GenBank genome assembly. NCBI's taxonomy places the organism in Eukaryota, Viridiplantae, Streptophyta, Magnoliopsida, Rosales, Rosaceae.
AUGGAGCAAAUUAGGCAGAAUUUCCCAAAACUUGUCGAGUGCAAAGUGCAAAUGGAGUUACACAAUGAGCAACAAGCGCAAAGCUACUCGUACAAAUCACAAGAGUGGGAUGAAAGCCGUCACAAAGCAUUGGGGUCUAAGAUGGCGGAACUGCGUAAAACCCAGGAAGAACUCAAAAAAGCUAAAGAGAGGACCAUGCAGGCAUGGAUAAACUCCAGGCCUCUCAUUGACGAGCUCGAAAUGUUGAAGUCUGGCCUUGCAAGUGCUGAAAACCGAUGUACUACACCCAAUAUCAUCUCAGACCUUGAAUCACAGCUUGAGACGACCAGCAUAAGCAUCAGAUCCAAAAGGGAAGAAGAACACAAGGCCACAAAGAUGAUCAAUGAAAUAAAUCAGGCUUCCGAUCAAAUGCGCCAAGAGAUUGAAAAGUUUAAGAGAGAUACAGAUGAAGAACGACAAGCAAAACCUCGAUUGAAACAAGCCUUGCAUCUGAGGAGACAGACUCUGCAGACACUGCAACUUGGACUUCGAGCUGCACAAAUAGAAAAAGAAGCUCUUGGUGCAUCGGCAGCAGAAGCACUUCAAUACAUAAACUGUUCAGAAAUGGAGAAAACCACCAUCCACCUCACUCUGGAAGACUACCAUGCCUUGACAAAAAGAGCAGAAGAUGAAAAUUCUCUUUCAGAGUGGCGUGUUUCGGUUGCAUUAGAACAGAAGCUUGCAACUGAGACAAGCCGAAACAAACCUUUGGCAAAAUUGAACAGACUCUACUCUCAGAAAAGAUCAGGAGGAAGGGAAAUUAAAGAAGAAAAUAUAAGUGGAGAUGGACACAAUGGAGAUCCCAGAAUCAGGACGGGAGACCAAGUGGACACCGGACAGAAUAUGCUCCCCCAAGCUCAGAACAAAGCAAUAGCCAAGCCAAAUCAGCGGAAACCACAGAAAAAGAGAUCGAGAAGCAAUAACAGUAAGAAGUUGUCAGCAAAAAGAAAACCAUCUAUAUUGCAACAAAUAAGACAUUUUUUUGUAAGAAAGAUAAAAAGGCUGUUUGGAUAA